CAACCACCAGUCGGCUAACAGAAGAAGAGCCGCCAUCUAGUGGUGAAGUCCAUCAAUGACAAAAACAGCUUGCUAGCUGCUACGUGACUUGCAGUUAACGCAGCGUGAGUUCUUAUAAAAGAGCAUAAAAAGAGAGCCGUCCUGUUUGAACUGGGCUCCAGGAUCGGGAAGAAAAGUGAAGCGGCAGCUGCCACCGCUGCAGCCAGCCCGGUGGACAGGAUGGCCGAAAGCCCGGAGAAAAGCAUCUCCAUGUCGGCUCAGGAGCUGAAGGAGCAGGGGAACCGCUACUUUCUGAACCGCAAGUACCAGGAGGCUGCCGCCUGCUACGGCAAAGCCAUCAAGCACAGUCCUUCAGUAUUGGCGUACUACACAAACCGGGCGCUGUGCUACGUGAAACUGCAGCAGUACAACAGUGCCUUGAUGGACUGCAGACACGCUCUGGAGCUGGACAGCCGGUCAGUCAAGGCUCAUUUCUUCAUGGGCCAGUGCCACCUGGAGAUGGAGAACUAUGACGAGGCCAUCGGUAACCUGCAGAAAGCUUAUAACUUGGCCAAAGAGCAGUGUCUGAACUUUGGCGAUGACAUCCCCAGCGCUCUGCGGGUCGCCAAGAAGAAACGCUGGAACAGCAUGGAGGAAAAACGGAUCAACCAGGAGAGUGAGCUGCACACUUACCUCACCAAACUCAUCUUCGACGACAAAAACAGAGAGCUGGAGAACCACAGACAAAAACAAGACGACAAAUCUGACGACUGCAGAAUUCAACACAAACUCAACGAGAUCCACUCAAAAUAUGAUAAAUAUCUUUCAGACAUGGAGGAGCUGUUCUGUCAGGUAGAUGAAAAGAGGAAGAAGCGUGAGAUUCCAGACUUCCUUUGUGGAAAGAUCAGCUUUGAGUUGAUGCUAGAGCCGUGCAUCACACCCAGCGGUGUCACCUAUGACCGCAAAGACAUCGAAGAACACCUGCAGCGAGUCGGCCAUUUUGACCCAGUGACACGGACUCCGCUAACCCAGGAUCAGCUGAUUCCCAACCUCGCCAUGAAGGAAGUCAUCGAUGCUUUUAUUUUGGAGAACGGAUGGGUGGAGGACUAUUGAAACCUGGAGGAACAAAAGACAUUUUGCACUUUUUAUGGAAGAAAAUCAGUGCCAUUAAGUGGUGUUCUCUCUGUGUUGUUGUUUCUUUUUGGAAUUUUUCAGGGUGGUGGGGGUUUAAUUUAAAUUGGGUUUCUGAAGCUCCAAAUCAAUAAGUUUUUUUUUUCUUUUCUUUUUGAGUCAUAUUGUCAAAUGCUGGAGGAAAAAAACCUUUCAUUUCGUGAACGUGACCAUUGCUUUGUGUGAUCCACAAUCUUGAAAAGAACCAGUUAUUACCAAUUCCACACUGCAGCUUUAAGAAUCAAAUUGUUUCAAUCAGAUAUAGCUGAGGUUUUGUUACAUCAGAAGAUUCUGGGUCCAGUUUAAGUAAACCUGGGCUGAAGCUGGUAAAGGCAAUUGGUAAAAUGUGUUUAGAGACACAUUAUGAACAAUUUACCAGCACAAAUUUGUGGGUAAACGAUGAAAUUGUUUUUGUAGAGUUGAAGUACAGUGGCAGUGAAGGGGCCACGGAGUAGAUCUGUUAAUCUGUUAAAAAAAUAUUGUAAAACUGAAGAUCACUAUUUGCUGUCAUUCAGUUAUUGUUGGCGUACAGCCAUAAACAGCUGUUCAACAUUUAAUCCAGGGUAAUCCUGAUUUAAAAGCACUACAACCUAUUUGUCUACAACUAUUUUUAAAACAAGAUUCUCAUUCAAGCAAGUUAGUCAUUUCAGUGUAUAAUAACUGCUUUAAACCAGUUUAAGAGAUGUGAAACAAGCCUUAAUUGCUAAAAAUCAAUUUGUCAAAAUUGACAAAAAACAGAACUCUUUCACACUUGAAUCCAGAACAAUUCAAAAUCUGCCUUUUCCCCCCCCACUUAAUUGCAUAAAAUAAUUAUUUUUCUAUCAAUUGUAUCUUUAGUAGUACUAUAUCUUAAUUGUGUACAGUAAUUUUAGUUCAGGAAAUAAUGCCAACAUGUCCUGAAAGUCUGUUUGUUUGACAUAUGGCUUAUUCUGUCAUUAUAAGACUGUAUAUUUUUUUAAAGUAUUACAUAAUUACUUAUUGUAAUGUCUUAGAGUUGACAGUACUUCAGUGCAAAAUUGGUGUGACACAGUUUCCACCUUUAAAUGGAUCACUUAAAUGUUCAGACUUCAUAAGAUGUCAAAGUACUCUGGGAAUUAUAUGUAAGUUCUUUAAUAUUCUGCAUCACAACACUUUGCCGUUCUCUUCUUUAUUGUGCUGUUAUGUGUAUUUUAUGUUUAUGACAUCACAGAGUUAAAACACUUCCUGCAGAGUAA
Molecule: messenger RNA, 2363 nt
Organism: Thalassophryne amazonica
Lineage: Eukaryota; Metazoa; Chordata; Actinopteri; Batrachoidiformes; Batrachoididae
Product: E3 ubiquitin-protein ligase CHIP-like
Exons: 8
Coding region: 220-1092 (290 amino acids)
Biological process (GO): protein polyubiquitination; proteasome-mediated ubiquitin-dependent protein catabolic process; cellular response to misfolded protein
Cellular component (GO): Z disc; cytoplasm
Molecular function (GO): ubiquitin protein ligase activity; protein-folding chaperone binding
Source: RefSeq, a predicted model, not a curated record